UUCCAUAACCACGUUGCCUGCCAGUCUAUCAGCUACCUGCCUAGGUACCACUUUUUUCUGUUGCUUUGUUUACACCAAUGUAGCAUUCUGUUAACAGGAGAUUUCUUUGAAAACCUCCAUCGGCUGAAGACCUUCAACUGUACUUUGAUGGCUUCUGAAACUUUCUUUUUACUGAGCCUAAUUAAUGUUUCAUACAUUUUAUGUCUGCAGCCAGAACUGAAAGCGAAUGGGGUUUGAAUUGCUUUGCCUCUUUUUCCUAUUUCUACAAAGGAAUAAAAAUGUACAAGGAAAUUGUGAUUCAGGGAGUGCCAUGAAUUGUGAAGAUUGUUUGCUCUCUGGACCAGGCUGUGGCUGGUGUUUUCAAGAGAAUUUCACCGAUCCAUCUGAAAUUCUUAAAAGGUGUGACACUCCUGAAAAGCUUAUUUCAAAAGGAUGCCAGCUGAAUUUAAUUGAAUUUCCCAUUUCCAGAGUAGUGAUCCAUAAAAACAAGCGCCUGAGUGACGGGCCAUGGAUAAACAGUUCAGAAGUUACUCAGAUUUCUCCUCAAAAGAUUACUGUUUUCCUGCGGCCAGGAAAUGAAGAAACUAUACAGAUCAAUGUUCAUCAGACUGAAGAUUAUCCGGUUGACCUCUACUACCUCAUGGACCUUUCAGCUUCUAUGAGUGAUGACCUGAAUACCAUAAAGGAACUGGGGUCUACCCUGUCAAAAGAGAUGUCUAAGCUCACAAGUAACUUUCGGAUGGGCUUUGGGUCUUUUGUUGAAAAACCAGUUUUACCAUUCAUCAAUACUCUGACAGAAGAUCUACAGAAUCCUUGCCGAAAAAUCCCAUAUGAUUGUUUGCCAACAUUUGGAUACAAGCAUGUUCUGUCGUUGACAAACGAUGCGGAAAGAUUCAAUGAAAUUGUGAAAAAACAGAAAAUCAGUGCAAAUUUAGAUACUCCAGAAGGAGGAUUUGAUGCAAUUAUGCAGGCAGCUGUUUGUCAGGAAAAAAUUGGCUGGAGGAAUGAUUCAUUACAUCUUUUAGUGUUUGUGAGCGAUGCUGAUUCUCAUUUUGGGAUGGAUAGUAAAUUAGCAGGAAUAGUUAUUCCAAAUGAUGGAAAAUGCCACUUGGAUAAACAGAAUGAAUAUUCCAUGUCAACUGUUUUGGAAUAUCCAACUUUAGGACAAUUGAUAGAGAAGAUUGUGCAAAACAAUAUUCUGUUAAUUUUUGCAGUCACCAAGGAGCAGGUUCAUUUGUAUCAGAAAUAUGCUGAACUUAUUCCUGGAGCUACUGUUGGAAGAUUGCACGAUAAUUCUGGAAAUAUCCUCCAGUUGAUUAUAGAUGCAUAUAAGUCGCUCAAGUCUGAGAUAGAGCUGGAGGUGUUGGGAGACACAGAUGGACUAAAACUUGCUUUUACUGCCAUCUGUAGCCAGGGCUCUGCCUUUCCACGCCAGAAGAAAUGCUCUCAUAUUAAAGUUGGAGAAGUGGUCACUUUCAAUGUGACUUUAACGUUAAGCCCUUCAGCUUGUGGUAAAAGGAGAAGGAAAGUCCUAAUCAAACCCACUGGUCUAAAUGAAGCAUUGGAAAUCGAGAUCCAGCCCGAAUGCAGCUGUCAGUGUCAGAAGGAAGCAGAGGUGAAUAGCUCCAAGUGCAACUCCGGGAACGGCUCUUUCGAGUGUGGGGUAUGCAUCUGUAACCCCAGCUAUGUGGGUCCAGACUGUAAAUGUAGCGAAAAAGAUGCACUGAGUACAGAGCCCUGUAAAAGAUUUCCAGAACAGAUCUUGUGCAGCGGAAGAGGUGACUGCUAUUGUGGACAAUGUAUUUGCCACCUUUCAGCAUAUGGAAAUAUUUAUGGGCCAUACUGUGAAUGUGAUGAUUUCUCUUGUGGGAGAUUUAAAGGGCUGGUCUGUGGAGGUAAUGGUGACUGUGACUGCAGUCAGUGCAUUUGCCACAGUGGCUGGACAGGCGAAUUCUGCAACUGCACCACGGACACUGAGAGUUGUAUGUCUAAUGAUGGCAUCAUCUGCAGUGGGAAAGGCAAAUGCGUGUGUGGAAAAUGUGUGUGCACAAAUCCUGGGGUUUCAGGCAACAUCUGUGAAAAAUACUCUACCUAUGAUGAUCCUUGCAGCUCUAAAUGGAGCUGUGUGGAAUGUUAUCUGGCUUCUGCUGGUCAGCUGCAUCAGGAAGACUGCACUGAAACAUGUAAAUUGGUCGAUGCGGUGAUCAGUCAUGAGAAAGAUAUUAUGGAAGAUAAAUGGGUUCCCUGCAUGCUACAAGGGAAAAAUGAAUGUGUUGUCACAUUUCUGAUGGCAGCUGAUGAACAGGGAAAAGCCAUCAUUCACAACAUAAAGCAGAAAGAUUGUCCACAACCUCCAAAUAUUACAAUGAUUGUGUUGGGUGUUUCUAUUGCAACAGUCCUCACUGGGAUUGUCUUACUUUGCAUGUGGAAAUUGUUUAUUUCAUUUGAAGACCGUAAAGAAGUUGCUAAAUUUGAAGCAGAGAGAUCAAAGGCCAAAUGGCAAAUGGGAACAAACCCCCUCUACAGAGGCUCCACAACAACUUUUAGGAACAUAACAUACAAACAAAAGGAGAGGCAACCUGGUAAUGCUGCCGAUACAUACUAAUAUUUCAAAAUUACGAAGAAAACGGUCCUGGAAAUAUAAAUAAAGGAAGUUUACUCUGUUUUGUUCUCUAUUUCUUUGGAUGGACUUUGUCAAACUACUAUGGUGGCAUGCAAGUUUUACAGUGAGAGCAUAUGUGCUUUUAAAAGUUGGGAUGCUUUGGAACCAUGGAUGGAGCUGAGCAGCAUUGGAGAUUAAACAACAAAGAACCGUCUGGGCGUUCAGGGAUGCACCAAUUGAGGACGACAUGAAAAUAGUAUCUGGCGCAAUUCUGCUGCACUGAGUUUUGGGAAUUGGGCUGAGUGACCUUUCAGAGAGCCCCUUUCAAGCGUUCCCUUCUGAUCUCACAGUGAUUCAAGACGUUAGAGCAAACCACCUUUUCAAUCUCUGCUAAGGAACAUGGUUCAGCCAGCCUUGCCAGUCCCAGCUCAGCAUUUUACUGCAAGGCUAAGAUAUGCCCCCAUAGCAUUUGCACCUUAAAUAUCACCCAGAGAAAGAAACAGAUUUCAUUUUUAAAAGAAAGAAAACUUGGGAGAGAAAAGCAUUCAUGACUCAUUAAUACAAUAUCCAGCAACUAAAGCUGUAUUCUUAACCAUGGCGCAAUAUUAGGUAUUUUGUUUAGAAGUCCCAUGAAGUAAGCCGAGACAAUUUCCUAUGAAAUGUGUAGCC
Candoia aspera is the source of this 3271-nucleotide messenger RNA. It is a transcript of the gene ITGB6, whose product is annotated as integrin subunit beta 6. The record is from RefSeq and is a predicted model, not a curated record. Gene Ontology annotation, biological process: cell adhesion mediated by integrin; integrin-mediated signaling pathway; cell migration. The coding region runs from base 227 to 2605 and encodes 792 amino acids. The transcript has 15 exons. Gene Ontology annotation, molecular function: integrin binding. Lineage: Eukaryota; Metazoa; Chordata; Lepidosauria; Squamata; Candoiidae. Gene Ontology annotation, cellular component: focal adhesion; cell surface; integrin alphav-beta6 complex.